Messenger RNA from Macadamia integrifolia, 3483 nucleotides. RefSeq names its product flowering time control protein FY. Gene Ontology annotation, cellular component: mRNA cleavage and polyadenylation specificity factor complex. The record is from RefSeq and is a predicted model, not a curated record. Gene Ontology annotation, molecular function: protein binding. The transcript is spliced from 20 exons. NCBI's taxonomy places the organism in Eukaryota, Viridiplantae, Streptophyta, Magnoliopsida, Proteales, Proteaceae. The coding region runs from base 867 to 3143 and encodes 758 amino acids.
CAGUCCCGUCAUUGGGAGCUCAAUUGAAUGAAGCUUUGAAGAUAGAACAAAACAGACGAAGAAGAACGUGACGACGACAGAGAAAGAGGAAGUGGAGGAGGAGGAGAAGAAAGAGGAGAGAAUUUUAAAGAAUAAAACUGUUUACUUGCGAUCAGGAUCAAAAGGAGGGAGAUAGUUGCAGUAAUGCCCGUCAUCGCCGGAGGACUCGCCGGAGCGGAGUUAGAGGUGGACCCUACAAUCCCCGCUUUCAAAUCCUGGGCCGCCCGUAGGUGACGCUCUGUUGCUAACGCCAUCGCCAAGUUCAUCCCUGAAUCAGAGGAGGCGAGCAAAAAGGGGGGAAAGGGAAGAGAGGAAGGAGGAAGGAGGGAGGAGACUAGGGUUCUGGUCGAAUUUAGACCCGACCUGAUAAAGCCUAGGGUUUUAGUCGAAUCUUACACUGUCCUUGCGAUAAGCCGUCCACGUGUCUAAAUACACGUGUUAUCAUCUUAACCGAUCUCCGCCAGUAUCCGCCAACUUCCGUCGCCGCAGAGGAUUUCUAUCCCUCAAGUGAGUGAGCACUCAAGAGUGAGAACUGCGCAUCGACCGUUGUCCGAUUCUGAGACGGAUCUGUACUUAUCCAACUCUAAACUCGACUCGGUUGGAAGCGAAGGAUCAUACUGAAUUACGUUACUGUAGUAGUUCUUCUUUAGCGGAUUUUUUAAACCCUAAACCCGGGCAAUUUUGUAUUAUCUCUUCGUUCCCGCUCGAGCUUUCCAAAUCUGCCAUGCUUUGUUCGCUCUCGUAGACAUUGUAAUCUUCGUCUCUAGAGAUUCAGAUCAUCGUAGGGGAUUGGAUACUUAGGGUUUUAUCCUCCUCUGCAAGGAAGGAUGAUGUACGGGGACCAGCAUCAGCAGCAGCAGCAGCAGCAGCAGCAGCACCAACAGCAACAGCAGCCGCCGCCUCAGCAGCAGCAGCAGCAGCAACAGCAACAGCAACCGCAACCGCAACCGCAACAGGGCGGUGAUUUUCACCGGCCACUUCCCCCAAUGCGACAGCCCUCAGCUUCUUCAACGAAUAUCUCAUCUGAUUAUCAAUACUCCUCGGCUUCUAUGCCCUAUGACUCUCAUGGGGACAGUUUUGCUGCCAAAAGAAUUAGAAAGCUUGUUCAGCGAAGAGCUGUUGAUUAUACUAGCACUGUUGUACGAUAUACACAGACUCGCAUGUGGCAGCGGGACUCAGGGGACAGGACAGCAUUGCAACCUACACCUGCGGCAGCAAUUGAUAUGCUUCCAACUGUUGCCUAUGCAGAUAAUCCAUCUACAAGCUUUGCUGCAAAAUUUGUCCAUGCAUCCACAAAUAAAAAUAAAUGUCCAAUCAAUCAAGUCUUGUGGACUCCUUCAGGGAGACGUCUCAUCACUGGCUCACAAAGCGGUGAAUUUACACUUUGGAAUGGCCAGUCAUUUAAUUUUGAAAUGAUUCUUCAGGCUCAUGAUCAGGCAAUUAGGUCAAUGGUAUGGAGUCACAAUGAGAACUGGAUGGUCAGUGGUGAUGAUGGGGGCUCAAUAAAGUAUUGGCAAACUAACAUGAAUAAUGUGAAGGCUAAUAAAUCUGCUCAUGGAGAAUCAGUUCGUGACCUGAGCUUUUGUAGGACUGAUUUAAAAUUCUGUUCCUGUUCCGAUGACACUACUGUUAAAGUUUGGGACUUUGCCCGAUGCCAAGAGGAGCGUUCUCUAACUGGCCAUGGUUGGGAUGUCAAGAGUGUUGAUUGGCAUCCAACAAAAUCUUUACUAGUUUCAGGUGCCAAGGACAACCUUGUAAAACUUUGGGAUGCAAAAACAGGGAGAGAACUCUGUUCGUUUCAUGGUCACAAAAAUACUGUUCUUUGUGUCAAAUGGAAUCAGAAUGGUAACUGGGUCCUAACUGCUUCAAAGGAUCAAAUUAUCAAGCUCUAUGACAUAAGAGCUAUGAAGGAACUUGAAUCUUUCCGUGGACAUCGCAAGGAUGUGACUGCUUUGGCUUGGCAUCCGUUUCAUGAAGAAUAUUUUGUGAGUGGGAGUUAUGAUGGAUCCAUCUUUCAUUGGCUUGUAGGGCAUGAAACUCCCCAGGUUGAAAUAAAUGGUGCACACGAAAAUAGUGUCUGGGACCUUGCUUGGCAUCCCAUAGGCUAUAUCCUUUGCAGUGGUAGCAAUGAUCACACAACAAGGUUUUGGUGCAGAAAUAGACCAGGAGAUCCUCCCCGUGAUAAAUAUAACAUGGGAUAUGGCCAAGGUUAUGGUGAUCAAAAUCCUGCUUUUGCUGGACGAGCAGUUGGUAAUUUCGCAGUACCUGAUGGCCCAAGUACUCCAGGACCAUUUGCUGCUGGAUUGCCUCGAAAUGAAGGAACUAUUCCUGGUGUCGGGAUUGCAAUGCCACUAUCCAUCCCAUCUCUUGACACAACUGAUCAAGGAGAGCAGAAGCAGCCUCUUCCAGGUUCUUUGCCUGCUGGGGCUCCUCCUCUCCCACCAGGUCCUCAUCCAUCCCUUUUAGCCUCCAGUCAACAAGCAUAUCAACAAAUUCCUCAACAGAUUCCACCACAACUGCAACACCAAGCACUCCCACAGCAAAUGGGCUCGUUGCCACCACCACCCCUAAAUUUAUCACAGCUGCAGCCUCCACUUCAUUUACCUCUGCUUCCCCAUCCUCAUUUAUCUCGUCCUCCCUCAGGUCAGCCACCCCAUGGCAUGGGUUCUACUAUGCCAUCUUCAAUGCCUGGAUCUAUGCCGUUACCCUCGUCAAUGGGUACAUCACUUCCACUGUCAAUGGCUGGUCCAAUGGGGAUGCAGGGUUCAGCUAAUCAGAUGGCCCCUCCAUUACCACAAGGUCACAUUAUGGGUUUGAAUCCAAUGCAUUCUGGUCCCGUUCCUUCCAAUGGUAUACCCCCUCCAAUUGGUGGUUUUGCAAAUGGGAUGACAAAUAUUCAAGGCCCACCCAAUGCUGGUGGGGCGCAAAUGUAUCCAAUGGGUGGUGCGUUCAACCGGAAUCAAGCUGGACAACCUCUGGUUCCAGGACUUAAUGCUUAUCAGUCUGGUAGUUCAAUGGGCUUGGGGUUGCUGGGGCCAAACGUUGGUCAUCCUACUGGUCUCCCUCCACCACCUCCACCUCCACAUGGUUCAACACCUCAAUAGGCUGUUUGUUAUGAUCUGUACUAGAUCGUCCAAAAUCCUGCUGUAUCAUCAGUUUACCAUCAGCGUGGAGAAAAGGAAAAGAAGGCACCAAAUUCUUUCAGUGUUCAGAGGGAAAGAAGAACGAACAUGGAGCGAAUCUGCAAUUCAUGUUAUUCGGUUCAUUUCUCUUUGGUGUAUAUGGGUUUCAGGAUUGUAUUUCAGAUGGCUUCAGUUUAGAAGUAGGAAAGUUAGGUUGGGUUUCUUUCCCGUGAUUUUGGUGGCUUCUUGUAGAGCAUCUUGUCCAUUUUUGAACCAAAAUGUUAUUUAUAAUAUUAUUUAAUAUAAUUCUUAUUUUUCUCUA